AUGAAUUCUCAACUGGGUGCUCGGCUGGCGGUUGCCAACGGUGGCCGCGUGCCUCAUUCAAACAGGGAGUCCGAAGCCAUACACGACAAUCGUGAAGCAGGAGAGAAGCGCCGUCCGACAAUUGAUGACCUCGACCGCCCCGACCCCGAGCACGGCUACCGAGAUCCCACCUAUCCUCAUCACUCUGUGGCCACGCCUCCGGGAUGCAUGACUCCAUGCAUUGCCUGUGCAGAACAGUUCCGGUCGGCAUCACCAUCAUCAUCGGCAUUUACCACUCGCAGAUAUGACCACAUGUAUACGGAUGAGAAGGCUCGCGAUGAAAUCCUCCAGUUGAAAACCACCACAGAUCAAAACCUCGACCGUGUUCGUACAUUACUCGACAAGCAUGGCGAUGUAAUGGCCAAGUUGUGGCUCAAAAAGACAGAUGUGCAGCGCAGAUCCAUUGCCCAAGACGCUAUGCCAGACAUGUAUCCACGCCGAGGCUUCCCGCUCGACGAAGCGAACGCGAUUCACAGACCUACUCCUAACGGCACCAUCCCGGACUCCAUGAUGAACAUCCGCCUGGCAAAUCUCAGAACAUCUAUGGAAAAGUACCGCAAGAGUCUUCUUGUGCCGUACCUUGAUCUCGACAGUCUCAGCCAGAACCCGGGCGAACUUCUCGCAGUUUUGUGUCGCCGUACAGAGUCUCCCCCUUCUUUAUGGGCCUUGUUUGACAAUUCACAGAUCACAUUUCAUUUCCGAGAAAGAUUGAUUGGGACAUCAUACAACCCGCAUUGUGUCGUGAUGCAUGGCCGACGCUACGGACAAUUGGUAUCAUGGGACGAGAAAGCCGCGCACCGUAUGGAUAUCAUUGGCUUCCCCAAAGCUCUGUUGGUAUUUCAAGCGCAGAUGGUGAUUUCUAACUUCCUUCUCAAGGUGUCUACUACUCUGGCUCAGCAAACGAAUCACCCCGGCUCAAGUGGGCGCGCACAACUGGAUAUCCUUGCUGCACCCGGUUUUACCACCGAUCAGAGUUGGAUCGCCCAAUACGACCUGCACAGUCUCCAUUGCUUCAAGCCAUCGACCCUUGAUUGGAACGAGGUGAUUGAGACUUUGACUUCACGUCUGCAUUCUGCCGAAGAUCAAAAUUGGCUCUUUCAAACGGACCCAGAAUUCCUUCGCCAGUCCAUUUCUCAAUUUGAAGGUGCUGCAGUGCAUGGGCAUCUAAGCCCAGAGGAUAUUCGCAAAUGUCGGCUCGAGCUGGUUAUGCGCCCGAGUAACAGACUACACCGAUGGAAGAAUAUCGUGGGAGAGGUCGAGCGCAUGCUCGUCGUAUCGAAAGCGGCCGAGGGCACCAUCACUCCCGGCAACCCUUUGCCUCGGAUGUACGAGACCGCACUCAGCUGUCUCGAGGACUUUCUCACUGUAGAGUACUCUACGCAGUGUAAGCAUUUGUAUCUCGCGUGCUACAUGUCCAAAGCCUUCAAGUGGUAUUUUUCAAAAGGCGAU
Molecule: messenger RNA, 1488 nt
Organism: Sphaerulina musiva SO2202
Lineage: Eukaryota; Fungi; Ascomycota; Dothideomycetes; Mycosphaerellales; Mycosphaerellaceae
Exons: 1
Source: RefSeq, a predicted model, not a curated record